Molecule: messenger RNA, 393 nt
Organism: Lactuca virosa
Lineage: Eukaryota; Viridiplantae; Streptophyta; Magnoliopsida; Asterales; Asteraceae
Source: the annotation of a GenBank genome assembly
AUGUUUGAUUUGGGUUUUGCCAUCUGUGGUGUGAAUAAGAAAGAUGCAAAGAUUCUUGCUAGAAAUGCUACAAACAAUACACAGUUUGAGGUUGAUAGGUUACGUGCACAAGUUUCUAUCAUGGAACAACAACAACAACAACAAAUGAAAGAACAAAUGGAAAUUGUUAUGAGGAUGAUGAAUAUGUCUGCAAAUCAACCCCGUGCUCCCCCCGAUAAUCCACCUGAGGACAAUUGAUAAGUAUUUUUGAACAAUUGAAUUUGUAAACACUUGGUAUUGUUUAUUUUGUUAAUUAGUGCUUACUUUUGUAUUAUAUUUUGGACAAUAGAAUGAAAUGUGUCAAACUUGGUAUUAGGGACGUUUUUUGGUGUAUUUAAUUUGGUAUUUGGGACA